Molecule: messenger RNA, 2743 nt
Organism: Theobroma umbraticum
Lineage: Eukaryota; Viridiplantae; Streptophyta; Magnoliopsida; Malvales; Malvaceae
Product: G-type lectin S-receptor-like serine/threonine-protein kinase At4g27290
Biological process (GO): recognition of pollen; protein phosphorylation
Cellular component (GO): plasma membrane
Molecular function (GO): ATP binding; protein serine/threonine kinase activity
Source: RefSeq, a predicted model, not a curated record
CCAACCUUCGUUAAAAUAAUCACAGGUUUCACAUUUUACGAGAACUGCCAGUAGACCCAUCUAUGAUUUGGAGCUUCCCUUUCUGUAUUUCUGGUUGUCUUAAUAGUGUCCUAAUUUUUUUUUCCGAAAGAUUUAUUUAAAACUUGACGAAAAGGGUGAACAUGAGAAAAUCAAUGGAAGGCAUUUCAUUGUUACUUCUUGUAUAUUUAUUUGUUUUCUCCAUCUUAAGGACUGCUAAUGCAGUAGAUACACUGUCUCCAAGUCAAUCCAUUAGAGAUGGUGAAACUCUGGUUUCAGCGGAUGGGAGCUUCGAACUUGGAUUCUUCAGCCCCACAGUAAGUUCCACAAGUCGAUUUUUAGGAAUAUGGUACAAGAAAGUAUCUAAUGGAACGGUUGUAUGGGUGGCAAAUAGAGAAACUCCAAUUUCUGAUAAUAAAGGAGCCUUACUUUUCUCCAACCAUGGAAUUCUUUCGCUUCUGAAUAGCACAAAUAGCACUGUUUGGUCAUCUAAUAUAUCAAAAGCUGCACAAGAACCCGUUGCUCAUCUUCUCAACUCAGGAAAUAUGGUAGUAAAAGAUGGAAAAGACAACAACCCAGCUGAAGACAAUCUAUGGCAGAGUUUUGAUUAUCCUUGUGAUACUCUUCUUCCAGGAAUGAAAAUAGGGAAGAACUUAGUGACAGGUUUUGAGAGGUUUCUGUCAUCCUGGAAAAGUACAGAUGAUCCUACUCCAGGCCAGUACUUUAUACGUAUAAAAAUCAGUGGAUAUCCACAACUAGUAAUUGAGAAAGGAUCUAAAAUAGAGUACAGAGCAGGAUCAUGGAAUGGUCUUCGCUUUACAGCGAUGAGACCAAAUAUAAUAUCUUUCAAACAUGAAUUUGAGUUGAAUGAGAAUGAAGUCUAUUAUGCUACGGAGCUCAAAAACAGUUCAGUAGUUACUAGGAUCAUGCUAAACCCAUCAGGCUUUGCUCAGAUCCUUUUAUGGAGUGAUAAACAACGUGAUUGGGAGUCUUUAUCAACGUCAUAUCUUGAUCAGUGUGAGAACUAUGCCCUUUGUGGAACAUAUGCCACCUGCAAUGGAAAUGACUCUCCAGAUGUUGUGUUCAUGCUUGGAAGGAUUCACGCCCAAAUUAGUAGAAAGUGGAAUUCAAGAGUUUGGUAUGAUGGGUGUGUUAGAAGAACUCCAUUGGUUUUGAACAAUGGAGAUAGCUUUCACAAGCGCACGGGUUUGAAAUUGCCAGACACGUCUCAUUCCAAGGUUAACAUGACCAUGAACAUCGAAGAAUGUAGGCAGUUAUGUUUGAGUGAUUGCUCUUGCACUGCAUAUUCAAACAGAUAUCAGAGAGGGGGAAGCGGAUGCCUGCUCUGGUUUGGUGAUCUGUUGGACAUGAGAGAUGAUGGCCAGGAUGGGCAAGACCUUUAUAUUCGACUUGCUGCUUCUGAAAUAGAUAAUAUCAUACACAAGAGGGAAUCAUGGGAGAAAAAGAGAGUAGCAAUUGUAGUCGGCUCUGUCAUAAUAGGAAUGGGAAUGCUGAUACUACCCGUCUUGUGUAUUCUGUGGAGGAAACGUAAUAAGAAAGGAUUGACAAUAAAGAAUCGCGCAUUGGAUUGUGAUGAAAGGGAGAACGAAGAGAUGGAAUUGCCAUUAUUUAAUUUUGGGACCAUAGCAAAUGCCACAAAUAACUUUUCUAUUGAGAACUUGCUGGGAAGAGGUGGAUUUGGAUCUGUUUACAAGGGUACAUUGGCAGAGGGGCAGCACAUAGCAGUAAAGAGACUGUCAAAGGAUUCUGGACAAGGGCUGAAAGAAUUCAAAAAUGAAGUUAUUUUGAUUGCCAAACUUCAGCACCGCAAUCUUGUAAAGCUUCUCGGCUGUUGCAUUCAAGGAGAUGAAAAAUUGUUAAUCUAUGAAUACAUGGCCAACAGUUUGGACUACUUUAUUUUCGAUCAAACAAGAAGCAAACUACUAGACUGGAGUAAGCGAGUGAAUAUUGUUGGUGGAAUUGCUCGAGGACUUCUUUAUCUUCAUCAAGACUCUAGGCUUAGAAUAAUCCACAGAGAUCUCAAGUCUAGCAACAUUUUACUGGAUAAUGAAAUGAAUCCAAAAAUUUCAGAUUUUGGCUUAGCUAAAACAUUUUGGGGAGAGCAAACUGAGGCCAACACAAAUAAAGUGGUCGGAACAUAUGGUUAUAUGUCGCCUGAAUAUGCCAUUGAUGUUUUCUCAAUGAAAUCUGAUGUCUUUAGCUUUGGGGCUGUCCUUGAGAUAGUAAGUGGAAAGAAGAACAGGGGAUUUUCCCACCCAGAUCAUGAUCACAAUCUUCUCGGACAUGCAUGGAGAUUAUGGACAGAAAGGAGGCCAAUGGAACUGAUUGGUGAUGCCCUUGGGGACAUUCGCUUGCCAUCUGAAGUGCAGCGAUGCAUUCAUGUGGGAUUAUUGUGCGUGCAGCAACGACCAGAAGAUAGACCAAACAUGUCUUCUGUAAUUUUAAUGCUAGGCAGUGAAAGUGCAUUGCCUCAACCAAAGCAGCCAGGGUUUUUCACAAGGAGGAAUAUGCCUGAAGCUGAGUCUUCAACAAGCAACUGUAAAUCAUCUUCUGCAAAUGAGUGCACCGUUACCCUGUUAGAGCCACGGUAGUUGGAUUUGUCACUUGACAAAUGGAGGUAGGGGCAGCUUGGCUUUUCGUUAAGACCUGAUCAGGAAGAAAACAAGAAUGGAUGAGGUGGUACUCCAUUUUCACAGUGAUGAGC